CGACCUACAUGUCCGAGUCCUCCGACUUUGUUCCUACUCUGAUCCUUUUCCCUGCCCUCUCGCUGGUUCUCCUCGUUCUGACCAUCGGCCUCAUCUUCGUCACGGUUCGCGCUCCCCGCCCCUCUAGAGACAGCGUGGUCCUUCUCCUCCUAGCGUCCAUGGCCAUCUUGUCGGGGUUGAUCGCAGGAUUUGGUAUCCAAGAGGCAUUGCACGCUCAAUCUGAAGGGCACACGCACCAAGUGCUCGCCGCUCUCUUAGAGAGUUAUGCUUCUGUGUGCAUGAUGUACAUGCUUGCCAAGUACUUCCCGCAGUCCCUGGCUGGGCGAAGCACCAUGCGACUGGUGUAUGCGCUUUGGGGAAUUGUCAUUCUAGUUUCCUUCGCGGCCUCCGUGGUCUCGGUUUACUCAUAUGAGGUGGUUUCCCCCGUACUUGCCCCGGCUCUGGCACUGGUGGCAUGUUGCAUCCCUAUGCCACUUAUCAUCGGCAUACUUCUGAACAGUCAAGGCAUACACCUCAUGGGACACAAGUCGGAUUUGACUUGCUUUCCCGCUCGCUCGGAGACUCCCUGCCAUGGCGCUUGUCCGUGUCUGGACUGCCGUCGUAGUGAUCAGCCCCUUGAAGCCGAUAAUGGCCUCAAGCAGAUUGUUAGGAAGGCCGCAGCUCUGUUGAUAAUUCAAAGCGCCGCUCUGGUGUACGCUGUCAUACGCCUCGGCUUUGUGGUGGUUAGCUCUCGACAGCCCUACUAUCGCAGUCGUUAUGAUCCCGUGUCUCACCAGGGUAACGGUCAGGAUGCGCCUCAGUCGUUUGACUACAACGCUCUGCAGGUAUCUUCUUCCAUCAAAGGCUUGUUCGUUGCCCAUUCUGUAUUCCUGUUCUUGUAUGUCGCUGGCAUUUUGGUGGCAAUACACGCUAUGGCUCAAAACCACACACGUUCAAUUGGAGUAAGGCAGAGCCCUCGAAUCAACAAGCAAGCCAUCUCACCCCCACGAAGCAUUGAUCCGGCCGACUUUCUGACUCUGCGUGACCCUUUUGCGUCGCCCCCGCCUUUAUCUCCCCGAUCGAUUCGAAGUGCAUCUACCGAGUGGACUGAAGCUCUACCCGCAUAUCCCAGUGGCGCGACCCUUCAAUCCACGUUCCGUGUACCUAGAACGUCCUCCGAACGCCGCAUCACCUUCGAUACCCUCUCCCAGACCUCAAAGGGGCGUCAAGGCAAGAAGCAACGAAGCAAGCAAGGUUCUCUGCGUUCUCGUUUCACCUCACAAGUAACAGCUGCCUCAAUAAUCCCGGCCGCAAAGACAAAGGAGCGCGUGCCGUUCGAUGCAGGUGAAGCGCUUCUCACGCAGAUGCUCCUUCAGUCUUUGGACCUUGAAGCUGGGCGACAACGUCGAGUCAAAUUCCCCGCUCGUCAUGCUCAUCGCCCGACAAAGCACUCUGACGGUCUUCGUGGACUGUCUUCUCCUUCCGUACCCGAGAUGUCUAUGGCUCAGAUUCAAGUUCCAAAGCGGGUGCACUACUCGUCAACACCGCCUGCGUUAUGCUCUCGGUGGAGUUCGAGCACGGGUUCUAUGGCUUCAACAGACCUGAUGACUCUGAACUCUAGCCAUGACACUUGCUCGAGCUCUUUCGUGACCAUCUCCAUUGAAGGACGUCGUUCGACCGACUCGGAAAAGACUGAACGUCCGUCGACUGCGUUAGAAGAUCGCCCUCCGACGCCAUUGGAACCUUGCCCCUCCACCUUAUUGGAGACACGCACCCGAGUAUCCUUGGGGCAGCGCCCUCCCACUCCGCUUGACCCAACGCGUCCGCAAACAUUGUUUUCUCACCUCGCGAUUCAAAACAGGCCCAUCUCAAUCACCGAAGAAGAAAUGUAGACUUGCUCUCGAUCCAUGCAGCUAUACCCACUCAGCGAUCACCCAUUUUCAAGCAUGCCCACGUGGCAUUUGUACAAUAUUGUAACAACAUCCUCAGUCGUCGGAUCUCGCUUUCGUCUCGCAUUCUCUCUGCUCUGUUGUUCUAGAUGGCUUGGCGAUUCACCACUGGUCGCCAUCCAACACCCAUCGCCUCCGUUUUCACCACUCGCUUCGUUGCCACCGUCUGUCGCUACCCAUUAAACUUAGCAUUAUUGUUAUUAUUCAAGGUACACUUUACGUUUAGCCUUCUUAUUCGGUCAGUCUUUCGUUUCAAACAUUUUUGACAGCAAGCACCCUCUCUCACUGAUAGAUCUUCGAGUCUUCACAUGUAUUCUUUAUACCUUUGCCUUAGACCCUCC
Messenger RNA from Coniophora puteana RWD-64-598 SS2, 2269 nucleotides. RefSeq lists its product as uncharacterized. The record is from RefSeq and is a predicted model, not a curated record. Bases 9 to 1871 code for a protein of 620 amino acids. Lineage: Eukaryota; Fungi; Basidiomycota; Agaricomycetes; Boletales; Coniophoraceae. The transcript is spliced from 4 exons.